Messenger RNA from Clunio marinus, 366 nucleotides. The record is from the annotation of a GenBank genome assembly. NCBI's taxonomy places the organism in Eukaryota, Metazoa, Arthropoda, Insecta, Diptera, Chironomidae.
AUGGAAAAUUCUUUGAAGUUCAGAAUUGUUACAGAUGAAAGAUUGAAGUAUAAAAAUGAAUGUCUAAGCAUUUCUAAGGAGAUUUUGCUGACACUUGUAGGCGACAUUGAUAAGGGGGAGAUUUGGAUCUGUGCGUUUUUCUUAAAACCUUUUUUUAUCAACACGCAAGAGUUUGCCGAUUGUUUUGUUUACUUCUUGAAACUUCUGGAAACGAUCACUGAAAACAAGUCGCUUGUCUUUAUUGGUAGAAUUAAAGAUGAAAUUAAUUCGUCAUCAACAUGUAACAAACAUAAAAAUCUCGAUCUUCCUUUUCAGAAAAGGAACAAGAAAAUGAGAAAGAAAAAACAGAGCUUUGCUUUGGUUUAA